CAGCUGUCAGCGUUGAGUGGGCGGGGCUGCGUCCUGUCUUCCUGCUUCACCUGCCAGGUGUUCGUCAGUCUCAGCGGGACCAGCCUCCCCGCUCAGUCCGAGUCUCACCUCCUGCUCCCGGAUCUUUGUGUGCAAACAUGGCGGCGCCGCUCACCGACCAGGAGAAGCGGAAGCAGAUCAGCGUCCGGGGCAUCGCGGGGCUCGGAGACGUCGGCGAGCUCAAGCGAAGUUUUAACCGACACCUUCAUUUCACACUGGUGAAGGACCGGAACGUGGCGACUCCCCGGGACUACUACUUCGCCCUGGCCCACACCGUCCGGGACCACCUGGUGGGCCGCUGGAUCCGCACCCAGCAGUACUACUACGAGAAGGACCCGAAGCGGGUUUAUUAUCUGUCUCUGGAGUUCUACAUGGGCAGAACGCUGCAGAACACCAUGAUCAACCUGGGCCUGCAGAACGCCUGUGAUGAGGCCAUCUACCAGCUGGGUUUGGACAUGGAGGAGUUGGAGGAGAUCGAGGAGGACGCUGGUUUGGGUAACGGAGGACUGGGACGACUAGCAGCAUGUUUCCUCGACUCCAUGGCGACUCUCGGUCUGGCGGCGUACGGUUACGGUAUCCGCUACGAGUUUGGUAUCUUCAACCAGAAGAUCAGCAGCGGCUGGCAGGUGGAGGAGGCGGAUGAUUGGCUGAGGUACGGGAACCCCUGGGAGAAGGCGAGACCGGAGUACAUGCUGCCGGUUCAGUUCUACGGCCGAGUGGAGAAAACAGAGAGCGGAGUGAAGUGGGUCAACACGCAGGUGGUGUUGGCGAUGCCCUAUGACACUCCAGUCCCUGGUUACCAUAACAACACGGUGAACACGAUGAGACUGUGGUCGGCCAAAGCACCCAACGACUUCAGCCUGCAGAACUUUAAUGUUGGCGAUUAUAUUGAAGCUGUUCUGGACAGAAACCUGGCAGAGAACAUCUCCAGAGUCCUCUACCCCAACGACAACUUCUUCGAGGGGAAGGAGCUACGUCUGAAGCAGGAAUAUUUUGUGGUGGCGGCGACGCUGCAGGACAUCAUCCGCAGGUUCAAAUCCUCCAAGUUUGGCUGCAGAGACCCGGUGAGGACGUGCUUCAACACGUUUCCUGACAAGGUGGCGAUCCAGCUGAACGACACCCACCCGGCUCUGGCGAUCCCUGAACUGAUGAGGAUCCUGGUGGACAUCGAGAAGCUGGACUGGGACAAGGCAUGGGACAUCACCUGUCGUACGUGUGCGUACACCAACCACACGGUGCUGCCGGAGGCAUUGGAGCGCUGGCCGGUGUUCAUGUUCGAGCAGCUGCUGCCUCGACACCUGCUGAUCAUCUAUGACAUCAACCAGAGACACCUGGACAGGAUAGCGGCCAUGUUUCCUGGUGACACAGAUCGUCUGCGGCGGAUGUCUCUGAUCGAGGAGGGCGAGCCGAAGAGGAUCAACAUGGCUCACCUGUGUGUGGUCGGCUCGCACGCCGUCAACGGCGUCGCUCAGAUUCACUCCGACAUCGUGAAGAGCAGCGUGUUCAAAGAUUUCCACGAUGUCGAUCCUCACAAGUUUCAGAAUAAAACAAACGGCAUCACUCCUCGCCGCUGGCUGCUGCUGUGUAACCCCGGCCUCGCUGACAUCAUCGCUGAGAGGAUCGGAGACGACUUCAUCACUGAUCUUCAUCAGCUCAAGAAAAUCCUGGAGUUUGUCGACAACAACGAGCUCAUCAGAGACGUGGCCAAAGUCAAACAGGAGAACAAGCUGAAGUUCGCCUCCUUCCUGCAGGAGCAGACUCAGGUGAAGGUGAAUCCAGACUCCAUCUUUGAUGUGCAGGUGAAGAGGAUCCACGAGUACAAGAGGCAGCUGCUCACCUGCCUGCAUGCCAUCGUGCUCUACAACCGGAUCAAACUGGAGCCCAACAGAGAGUUUGUUCCGCGGACGGUGAUGAUCGGAGGAAAGGCGGCUCCUGGGUACCACAUGGCCAAACUGAUCAUCAAACUGAUCACCUCCAUCGGUCAGGUGAUCAAUAACGACCCAGCAGUGGGAGACAAGCUGAAAGUGAUCUUCCUCGAAAACUACAGAGUGUCUCUGGCUGAGAGAGUGAUCCCAGCAGCCGACCUAUCAGAGCAGGUCUCCACGGCGGGGACGGAGGCGUCAGGAACAGGAAACAUGAAGUUCAUGCUGAACGGCGCUCUGACGAUCGGGACGAUGGACGGAGCGACGGUGGAGAUGGCGGAGGAGGCCGGAGAGGAGAACAUGUUCAUCUUCGGCAUGACGGUGACGGACGUGGAGGAGGUGGACAGGAAGGGGUACAAUGCCAGAGAGUUCUACGAGCGUCUGCCGGAGCUGAAGCUGGCAGUGGAUCAGAUCCAGGCCGGCUUCUUCAGUCCAGCAGAGCCAGAACUCUUCAAAGACCUGAUCCACAUGCUGCUGAGCCACGACAGGUUCAAGGUGUUUGCAGAUUUUGAAGCCUACGUCAGAUGUCAGCAGAGAGUCAGUGAACUCUACAAGAACCCCACAGAGUGGACCAAGAUGGUGAUCCGUAACAUCGCCGCCUCUGGAAAGUUCUCCAGCGACCGGACCAUCUCUCAGUACGCCCGUGAGAUCUGGGGAGUCGAACCGUCUGACGUGAAGAUCCCACCGCCCAACGAGCCGCCGUUCGAGUCCCAAAACUGAGGAGCUGGACGCAGCAUCAAGUAUCUGAGUCUCUGAAACACUGGAGCAUCACUUCACCCAGAAACAGACUGAAGCUCUUCUUUCUUUCAGCAGAGACGUAGCCAGCAGCUACGUGUUAGCAUUCUGAACACCAGCAGACACAUCAACAGGUCAGAAGGUUCUGAAGAUGAAUAGAUGAAGUCCAUAUCUGGACAUAUCGAUGCUCUGUUGGAACUUUCAUUUGAUCAGAUUUAGAUCAGUUAAAGUUAAAGUGAACACGCUGAGCUGCGUUCAACAUCUGCAGCUGCAGCCAGUGGCCGCUGCUCCUCCAGGACGCCGUCAGCAUCCUGAAACAUCAGCCGAUCCUUCGACUUUCUGCACGUGAACAUUGAUUUUACGCUCCUGAUAUUUUUGUAGCGAUGAUGUUUUUCCUGCACUUUACAGCUUCGUUCGUACAGCUGAUGCUCCAAGCCGCGUUCACGUCACGUCAGAUUAUCGGUAACAAUUCAGACAUUCAGAUCUGAGACUCGAGAUCGUUCACGUCCUCCAGAACUUCAGAGUCGGUCCGACCCGGUGAUUCACGGCUCGGCUCUGUUUGUUGUUGUCGGCCAUAAAUUUGAUUCAUUUGUUUUCUUCAGUUUCUGUUUUGAAAUGACGAUGCUGACGAACGUUCUGGCUGAGAUGGAUUAUUACCUUAAAUCUGACGCGGCGUGAACGCAACAAAAGCCUCAAUGUGACGUCACAGGUGUCCUCUGGGUAAUGUAGUCCAUUCACAGUGUUUAAUCAACAUUAAUGUCUGCCUGAUUAACCAGAAAGCUUUGGGCAGGUGAAGUACUGUAUCGACACUCAGGUCUGUUUCUGAAAAUAAACUUCUGCUGCGCUCGUG
Molecule: messenger RNA, 3546 nt
Organism: Acanthopagrus latus (yellowfin seabream)
Lineage: Eukaryota; Metazoa; Chordata; Actinopteri; Spariformes; Sparidae
Gene: pygb
Product: phosphorylase, glycogen; brain
Exons: 20
Coding region: 138-2681 (847 amino acids)
Biological process (GO): glycogen catabolic process
Cellular component (GO): cytoplasm
Molecular function (GO): glycogen phosphorylase activity; pyridoxal phosphate binding
Source: RefSeq, a predicted model, not a curated record